Molecule: messenger RNA, 2274 nt
Organism: Cololabis saira (Pacific saury)
Lineage: Eukaryota; Metazoa; Chordata; Actinopteri; Beloniformes; Belonidae
Gene: dcaf13
Product: ddb1 and cul4 associated factor 13
Exons: 11
Coding region: 137-1474 (445 amino acids)
Biological process (GO): maturation of SSU-rRNA from tricistronic rRNA transcript (SSU-rRNA, 5.8S rRNA, LSU-rRNA)
Cellular component (GO): small-subunit processome; nucleolus
Molecular function (GO): protein binding
Source: RefSeq, a predicted model, not a curated record
AAUGCACCGCGGAGCCGGACUAUCUCUUCUUCGUCAACACAUGGGCGACUUUUUCGUCACUUGCUAAUAUUUUUGCCACAAAAAAACAAACAAAAACAACAUUUUAAGUCCGUGAUAGAUUUCGUAAAAGUAACAAAUGAAAGUUAAAGUCCUUUCAAGAAACCCGGAUGACUAUGUCCGGGAGACCAAACUGGAUAUCCAGCGUGUCCCCAGGAACUAUGACCCGUCCCUUCAUCCGUUCGAGGUGAGCAGAGAGUACAGCCGGGCUCUGAAUGCCACCAAGCUGGAGCGGGUGUUUGCCAAGCCGUUCCUGGCGUCCCUGGAGGGCCACAGGGAUGGGGUGAACUGUAUGGCCAAGCACACCAAGAGUCUCUCCACCCUGCUGUCGGGCUCCUGCGACGGCGAGGUGAAAGUGUGGAAUCUCACCAAGCAUGAAAGCGUCCGGACUCUUCAAGCACAUGAAGGUUUUGUGCGAGGGAUGGUUGUCAGACACUGUGGAAAUUCUUUCUUUACAGUUGGUGAUGACCAAACAAUCAAGCAAUGGAAAAUGGAAGCACCGGGUUAUGGAGAGGAAGAGGAGCCACUUAACACUAUCCUGGGCAAGACGGUGUUCACAGGGCUGGACCAUCACCGAACAGAUGGUGUAUUUGCAACAUGUGGCCAGCAGGUGGACAUCUGGGAUGAGCAGAGAAGCACCCCCAUCCGCUCCUUUACUUGGGGUGUAGACAGCUUCAGCGCCAUCCGCUUCAACCCUGUGGAGACGGAACUUCUUGCAAGCUGUGCCUCUGACAGAAGUAUAGUUUUAUAUGACAUGCGAGACUCGGCACCACUUAAAAAGGUUAUCAUGACAAUGAGGACCAACACUUUAUGCUGGAACCCCAUGGAAGCCUAUUACUUUACAUGUGCAAAUGAAGACUAUAAUCUGUACACAUAUGACAUGAGGUACCUGGAGAAGCCCAUGUUGGUACACAUGGACCACGUGUCUGCAGUUCUAGAUGUGGACUAUUCUCCCACUGGGCAGGAAUUUGUGUCUGCCAGUUUCGACAAGACCAUUCGCAUCUUCCCCAAGGACGGCGGGCACAGCAGGGAGGUCUACCACACCAAGCGCAUGCAGCACGUCAUCUGCGUGAAGUGGUCGGCAGACAGCAAGUACAUCCUGAGCGGUUCUGAUGAAAUGAACAUCCGACUCUGGAAAGCCCAAGCAGCCGAGAAACUGGGAGUGCUGGCUCCCAGGCAGAGACAGGCGGCCAACUACAGUCAGAAGCUGAAGCAGAAGUUCCAGCACCAUCCUCAGAUCCAACGCAUCCACCGUCACCGACAUCUGCCCAAGAACAUCUACCACCAGAGCAAGGAGCUGAGGAUCAUGAAGGAGGCCCGCCGGCAAAAGGAGAUAAAUGUCCGCAAGCACAGCAAACCAGGAACCGUUCCUGCGGUGUGUGAGAAGGAAAAGCACGUUGUCACGGUGGUGAAAUAAAGCAGCUGGAGGAGGAAACGGGGCCGGCGGAGGGGGAGGACUGCGUGGAAUAAGUGGAGAGUUGUUCACACUGCUCUGUCCUGAGGAUCGAUACGUUUCUUGGACGGACAAGGGACGAGUUGAGCAUUGUUUGAAUUACAAACAUGUAAAUACACACAGGAUAAACCUACUUCCUUUAACGCCACUUGGCUUAAGGAUCAGUUGUGUUUCUUCACCUGGAUAUUGCUAAACUUCACAGUCCACCGUUUUGAAGCUGUUACUUCAGAAUUUGGUCCGGCAUCAAAAUACUGAUCACUCAUUUUUUACUUUGUGUUACAUUUACUGUAUAAAAACACAAACCUUUUAUAAUCUAUGAAGUUUAAGGAAUUAAAGGAUAUUGAUCUCAUCAAAAGUUGCUCCUUGACUCUGUUUCCCUGCAUCAUUCCUAACAACCUGUGUUCCUGGUACGUUUUAGUCCACGAAUGACAGAGACAGGUGUUUAUGAAACUAGUCUCAAUAGAGCUAAGCUUUUCUGUCUCUUACUGGUCUUAAUAUUCUCAAAGUAAUACAUCAAACAUUGUAAAACCGUUAAAUAUCUUAUGUGUGAUUUAACGCAGAGCUGGGUAAAUAGUCUGAAAACCCUGUUUUGACUUGGAAAUGAUUAUCUCUUCACAACCAGACUCGGUGCAAGUGAUUUUCCUGUUUUGUGUUUAAGAGCGUUGCAGUUAAGGAUGCUUGUGGUUUUCAAAAGAAAAAUGUUGUGAAAAGUGUGAAAGGACUCAUCAAAUAAAGAGUUAAUUGUGAAACAUACCUUAUGUUUU